AUGACCAAGACCGGGAAAGCCAAGGCCGUUGUCAACGGUACCACGCUCGCGGAGGCGACGGAGUGGGAGGAGGUCGAGGGCAACGUCUACUUCCCGCCCUCGGCGGUCAAGACGGAGGCGUUUGAGAAGACGGAGACGACGACGUUUUGUCCUUGGAAGGGGACUGCGAAUUACUACUCGGUUAAAGUCGGGGAUGACAAGCUCAAGGACGCUGCUUGGUAUUAUCCUACGCCCAAGGAUGGGGCGAAGGAGAUUAAGGACCAUGUCGCCUUUUACAAGAGUAAGGUGACUGUCACUGUCGAGUAG
Molecule: messenger RNA, 306 nt
Organism: Colletotrichum abscissum
Lineage: Eukaryota; Fungi; Ascomycota; Sordariomycetes; Glomerellales; Glomerellaceae
Exons: 3
Coding region: 1-306 (101 amino acids)
Source: RefSeq, a predicted model, not a curated record